CUUUAUUUCUCUCGUACAAACAAAUCUUCAGCAGCAAACCCCUUUUAUCCGGCGCUAAUAAACAGAUUACCACAUUUUCUGGCAGGCGCCUUCAAGACACGAGUCGUAUCAACACAGAGAAUGGUAGCUCAGGAUGCCAACGCUAUCUCUCAGGACAAGGAUGUGCAUGGAGAAGUCUUGGUCCCACCACAGUCAGCGACUCUUGUCGUACCGGUGACGAUCCACCCAGCAGAGGUGGUCGAAGCCAUGGAGGGGGUUGGAUUUUCAGAGGACGAUCUAAAGAACGAUACCCAAGAUCGCGAUCACCAUCAUAACCAUCAUCACCAACAUUUUGAUGGCCAUGACGAUGUCGAUAACGAGCAACCCUAUGGAUGGAUUGUGGUUGCGGCCGCGUUCUUUGUACAGGCGAUGGUCAUCGGCACCGUCAAUGGCUAUGGUGUAUACCAGGACCGUUACAUCACUCACGAGUAUAACACCUCAAGCACAUUUCAGCUUUCAUGGGUCGGCACCUUGAACGUCGUCGGCAUGGACUUGACAGGGCCCUUGACUGGACAGUUUGCAGACCAUUUUGGAUACAGAAUCAGUGCAUUUGUCGGUGCUCUGAUUAUGGGUGCAGCCCUUAUUGGAACCUCGUUCUCGACUCAGGUCUGGCAGUUGUACAUUUUCCAGGGAAUCCUCUAUGGGCUCGGCGCUAGUCUCGCCUUCUUCCCCUCGCUCAGUUUACCAUCGCAGUGGUUCAAGAGACGUCGUGGACUCGCAACGGGCGUUGUAGUCGCAGGUGGAGGCUUCGGAGGACUUGUAAUCUCUCCGGUUACAACGACACUCUUCAGCUUGAUCGGAUACCGUUGGACUGUCAGGACAAUUGCGUUUCUCCAUCUGGGGAUCGUGAUCCCAGCGGCGUUUCUGUUCAAAGCCCGAGUCGAGUCCGGCAGGGAUCGAACCAGGCGUUUGAAACACGAACAACAGGACCGUGAAAUGACAAUGACGGAUGUGAUAGGCGGAGAGAAGGUCGCUGUUGCGGGUGCCUUGAACAAUGAGUCUCAGACGACAUUGACGCCAAAAAAGAAGAUGGUCGAUUUCUCAGUGUUGAAGGAGAAGCGGUUCUUCCUUCUGGUUUGUCUCUCGUUCUUUAUUGCGAAUGGGUACUUUAACCCUUAUUAUUUCUUCCCUACUUACGUGCAGAACCACGGUGCCUCUGUAUCGACCGCCUCGCUUCUUGUCGGCAUCUUGAACGGAUCCAGUGCAAUUGGUAGAGUAACAAUGGGACUGGCGAGCGACUACAUUGGCGACAUCAACGUCCUCCUGAUCUCAAGUCUCUGCGCAUGUCUAAGUAUUCUGGUAGUCUGGACGCUGGCUGGGACCUCGGUUCCUGUCAUGGUUGUGUUCUGUAUCCUCUACGGAUUCUUUUCAGGAAGUUUCGUCGCCAUUGUCCCCACGGUUGCCGCACAUCUGUGUGGUAUUAGCCGUCUGGCUAGUGUCACUGGCAUCGUUUAUGGAGGCAUCGCCGUCGGUACGCUGAUCGGAUCGCCUGUGGGCGGUGCGCUGUUGGAUCUGAGCAAGGGACUGGAUUAUCUUCCAGUACAGCUUUGGGCAGGAUUGGUCAUGGCUGUGGGCACGACCAUGACGCUGGCUCUGAAGUUGAUGAUGAACCCCAGGCUCUUCGGACGCAUUUAGGAUAGGUCGUCAGUAUAGAACAUCACUUGAAGGAGCACAGUAUUUAUGUAGAACAUAUUAUUUCCUAAUACAUACACCAUUUGACAA
This is a messenger RNA of Gamsiella multidivaricata, 1761 nucleotides long. Its product is annotated as major facilitator superfamily domain-containing protein. Gene Ontology annotation, cellular component: fungal-type vacuole membrane. Bases 121 to 1674 code for a protein of 517 amino acids. The record is from RefSeq and is a predicted model, not a curated record. Gene Ontology annotation, biological process: transmembrane transport. The transcript is spliced from 4 exons. Gene Ontology annotation, molecular function: transmembrane transporter activity. NCBI's taxonomy places the organism in Eukaryota, Fungi, Mortierellomycota, Mortierellomycetes, Mortierellales, Mortierellaceae.